This is a messenger RNA of Lates calcarifer (barramundi perch), 1903 nucleotides long. It is a transcript of the gene cyp2u1, whose product is annotated as cytochrome P450 2U1. Gene Ontology annotation, cellular component: intracellular membrane-bounded organelle; cytoplasm. Lineage: Eukaryota; Metazoa; Chordata; Actinopteri; Centropomidae. The record is from RefSeq and is a predicted model, not a curated record. Gene Ontology annotation, molecular function: oxidoreductase activity, acting on paired donors, with incorporation or reduction of molecular oxygen, reduced flavin or flavoprotein as one donor, and incorporation of one atom of oxygen; iron ion binding; heme binding. Gene Ontology annotation, biological process: xenobiotic metabolic process.
ACUCUUGCCAUGUUACAACAACACAGGAAGAGUAUGAGCUGCUCUGUUAAAUAACCAGUCCUGUCGUGUCGGCAUGUUACCAAUGAUAGUUCAGGGACUUUAGGAAUAAUACUGAGAAUGGGACAGUACUGUCAGCUCACUGAACUGAGUUUAUUUUAACUCCUAACGCCAUGUUUCCGCUGUCAGUGCUGGAGCAUGUGAGCAGCUCUGUGCUGUCGUAUGCAAACAUUGUAGCUUUGAUAGUUUUCCUGCUGGUGUAUUAUUUAGUUCAUUUUUAUCAGAGACAACGGGAACUCGCUAAUAUUCCUCCAGGUCCGAAGCCUUGGCCGAUAGUCGGAAACUUCGGCGGCUUCCUCAUCCCUUCUUUCAUCCAGAGGAGGUUUGGACAGAGCUCCAACAGCACCGACACUGUGAGAAGCGCUAUAGUUGUUCUAACUGAGCAAGCCAACGUUUAUGGAAAUGUGUUCAGCCUUUUUGUUGGGAGUCAGCUGAUCGUUGUGCUCAAUGGUUAUGAAGUGGUGAAGGAUGCUCUGUCGAACCAUCCCGAGGUGUUCUCCGACAGACCAGAGAUCCCUACUGUCACUAUCAUGACCAAACGCAAAGGAAUAGUCUUUGCACCUUAUGGGCCUGUAUGGAAGAAACAACGCCGGUUCUGCCUCGGAAUACUCCGAAACUUUGGCCUGGGAAAGGUGAGCUUUGAGCCUUGCAUCCUGCAGGGCCUGGCCACCGUCAAAACAGAGCUGCUGCGACUGAACGAGGAGUCUGGCGGCGCCGGCGUGGACCUGUCUCCGCUGAUCAGCAACGCCGUGUCCAACGUCAUCUGCUCAAUGGUCCUGGGUCAACGCUUCCACCACGAAGACAGCGAGUUCCGCACGUUGCUGAGCCUGAUGGACCGGGGGCUGGAGAUCUGCGUGAACAGCCCUGCGGUUCUCAUCAACGUCUUUCCACUGCUCUACUAUCUGCCUUUUGGGGUCUUCAAGGAGCUGAGGCAGGUGGAAGGAGACAUCACAGAGUUUCUAAAGAGGAUUAUUGCACAUCACAGGGAAACAUUAGAUCCUGAGAACCCAAGGGAUCUUGUAGACAUGUACUUGAAGGAGAUGUUGGUCCAGCAGGCAGCUGGAGAGGAGGACAGCAGCUUCACAGAGGAUUAUCUCUUUUAUAUAGUAGGAGAUCUUUUUAUCGCUGGCACUGACACCACCACUAAUUCUGUGUUGUGGAUUUUGCUCUACAUGGUCUUAUAUCCUAAUAUCCAAGACCAGGUUCAGGCAGAGAUUGAUAACGUGGUGGGGAGACAUCGGGUCCCAUCUAUGACCGAUAAAGGAAGUUUGCCCUUUACUGAAGCCACCAUCAUGGAGGUGCAGAGAUUAACUGCAGUGGUCCCUCUGGCUAUUCCACACAUGGCCUCCAAGACAACAGAGUUCAGAGGUUACACUAUUCCCAAAGGAACAGUUAUUUUACCCAAUCUGUGGUCUGUCCAUAGAGAUCCAGCUCUGUGGGACGACCCAGACAGAUUUAACCCGGAGCGUUUCUUGGAUGACGAUGGAAAGCUGCUCAAGAAAGAGUGCUUUAUACCAUUUGGGAUUGGUCGCAGGGUGUGCAUGGGUGAACAGCUGGCAAAGAUGGAGCUGUUCCUGAUGGUUAUAAGUUUACUGCAGGCCUUCAAAUUCAGACUCCCAGAAGGAACGCCUCCUCCUCCCCUGCACGGACGCUUUGGCCUGACCCUGGCCCCCUACCCAUACACUGUGUGUGUGACUACUCGUAGUUGAAACAGUGGAAGACUUUUCUGUAAACAGGGAGCUCUGAUGCCAAGGACCUUGAAAAAAGGCCAGAGAUGUCAGUAAAGGUCUCCUGGAGAGACAACUUCAUGUUUAGAAAGUAUUAAAGAUAUAUUUUUUGACUCAUA